This is a messenger RNA of Talaromyces rugulosus, 1206 nucleotides long. RefSeq lists its product as uncharacterized. The record is from RefSeq and is a predicted model, not a curated record. The coding region runs from base 1 to 1206 and encodes 401 amino acids. NCBI's taxonomy places the organism in Eukaryota, Fungi, Ascomycota, Eurotiomycetes, Eurotiales, Trichocomaceae. The transcript is spliced from 5 exons. Gene Ontology annotation, molecular function: FMN binding; oxidoreductase activity.
AUGUCUGACAACUAUGGCCAAUAUCAGCAAACGAUAUACGCGAAUUCCAUGUACGGUUCUAGCCGGCCGGUGGUUACGACAGAUCCCCGGAAGCUUGAGGAGCAAGCACGUCAAAUGAUGGAUGCGCGCGCGUUCAAUUACAUCGCUGGCGGUGCUGGCGAGAAGUCCACCAUGGACAGUAAUCGUCUUGCUUUUCGCCAAUGGAAACUAAUACCAAAGAUGUUAAGGAUAUCUGAAGUCGAUACUUCCGUUGAGCUAUUCGGGCAAAAGUAUCCUCAUCCUUUGUUGAUGGCGCCCAUUGGAGUCCAAUCUCUUGCGCACGCCGACAAAGAGACAGGACUUGCCGAAGCAUGUUCCGAAGUCGACGUUCCGUAUAUCCUGAGCACGGCAUCAGGCUCUUCAUUUGAAAGCGUAGCGACCAGCAGUGGAAGCGGUAAGAGAUGGUAUCAGCUGUACUGGCCUCGCGACAACGAUAUCACACUGUCUCUAUUAAAAAGAGCAAAGGAAAAUGGAUUUGAAGCCCUCGUGGUCACCCUGGAUACCUGGUCCUUGGCUUGGCGGCCUGCAGAUCUUGACAAUGGAUAUCUACCCUUCCUUGCCGGGGUUGGAACGGAAUUUGGCCUUACAGAUCCCGUAUUCCGUGCCAAGUUUGAGAAAGAGACUGGCACGAAAGCUGAAGAAAACAUCGCGGAGUCUUCUAGAGAGUGGGUGCAGAGUAUUUUUGGGACCAAUCACACCUGGGAAGAUGUCGCUUUUCUGCGAAAGAACUGGGACGGCCCCCUUAUAUUGAAGGGCAUCCAGCAUGUAGAGGACGCCAGAAAUGCGCUGAAAUAUGGAUGCGACGGAAUUGUUGUAUCUAACCACGGUGGCCGGCAACUAGAUGGAGCGAUUGGCUCACUCGAAGUUCUUCCGGAGAUUGUCGACGCAGUUGGAAAAGACCUGACUGUCCUAUUUGACUCGGGCAUCCGGACAGGGUCGGAUAUCAUCAAAGCCCUUGCUCUAGGUGCCAAGGCUGUAUUUGUUGGCAGGCCAGCGAUAUACGGCUACGCAAUCAACGGCAAAGAGGGUGCCAAAGCCGUGUUUCAAGGCUUGCUUGCAGAUUUUCACCUAAGCAUGUUGAUUGCUGGUAUUGCAUCUAUUGGCGAAUGCCGCCGGGACGCCAUCAGGCGAAUCCAAUACGGCGGCGACUUAAAAGCUUUGUUGUAA